Molecule: messenger RNA, 661 nt
Organism: Rhipicephalus microplus (southern cattle tick)
Lineage: Eukaryota; Metazoa; Arthropoda; Arachnida; Ixodida; Ixodidae
Source: RefSeq, a predicted model, not a curated record
UACAAUUGACGCAGCCCGGGCCGCCGCUUUAUAGACGUACUCUGAAUCUCAGUCGACCCACGAGUCGAGCACUCGCGCAGUCGGACGCCGCAGUCGAAGUAGCCCUUCUGAGCGCAAUGGAGGACAGCACCAAGAUUCCUCUGACGCCCGGCUCGGUCAUCAACGUGCCGUUGGGUGCCAAGCUGGAGAUGCAGCUUAAACUCCCAACCGAUUCUGGUAGCGGCAUCAUGGUGCCCGCCGGUUGCGAGACCGACGAGGGUCAGACGGUGAUGAAGAAGACCACGCAGUCCCGCACCGAGACUCAGCAGUCCAAGCGCGUGGCCAUGCACGGUGACCAGACGGUCAGCGAGUCCAGUCAAGCCGUGCGAAAGGUGAUGCAGGACAGUCGUUCCAUGGUGCAUCAGUCGUCCACCGAGUCCAACGAAUCACAGAGGAUCGUUAAGACAACUGCGCAGCAGCAAAUGAAGUACACGAAGCAGACCUUCUCAUCGACCAGCAGCUUUGAGUCUUCUCACAACUGAUCUGGCAAGCCUGGGACAACGGUUUUUGACUAAGACGACCUCGUGGACCUCUCUCAUUCACUACCACGUUGAAUUAUUGCACAGAGCCUAUUUACUACAGACGUGCCACAUCGCUUAAUAAAACAAUUUUUAUGUAAUAC